Penicillium diatomitis is the source of this 1134-nucleotide messenger RNA. RefSeq lists its product as uncharacterized. Bases 1 to 1134 code for a protein of 377 amino acids. The transcript is spliced from 3 exons. The record is from RefSeq and is a predicted model, not a curated record. NCBI's taxonomy places the organism in Eukaryota, Fungi, Ascomycota, Eurotiomycetes, Eurotiales, Aspergillaceae.
AUGCGCUCUCGUUCUUUCCUCUUCGGCCUGGUUGGUCUGAUCAGUGCUGUUUCUGCUGCACCACAAGUGCCGCCACCUCCCCAGGCAAGACCACACCACCCUCCACCUCCACCACCACCCCCUCAUCACUCUGUAAAACCAUGGUCGACAUUUGACGAAAAUGUCAUCUACCAGCCCGAUGACAAGCACAGUGUUCUCUACCCGCGUCAGGUCGAGCUUUCGGACGGGAGUCUGUUGGCCACGGCCUCAUACUCAGGAGAUCAGCCUCCUUACUUCCCCAUAUUCCGGAGUGCCGAUGGUGGUGCGACUUGGUCAUGGUUCUCCAACCUGACUGACCAGGUGAAUGGGCUAGGAAUGUCCGCCCAGCCUGCUCUGGCGGAACUGCCUUUUGCCGUCGGCGAGUACCCUGCCGGCACAGUCCUCGCCAGUGGAAACAGCUGGGGAAGCGACAGCACCAACAUCGAUCUGUACGCGAGCAAGGACAAGGGUCGUACUUGGAAAUUUGUUAGUAAUGUGGCCCGAGGUAGCGGGCCCAACACCACAAAUGGCAACCCUUGCAUUUGGGAGCCAUUCUUCAACAACACGAUCGGAGUCUUUUACUCGGAUCAGCGUGAUCCACUCCACGGACAAAAGCUGGCCCAUCAAGAGUCAACUGAUCUCAAAUCCUGGGGUGCUGUCAUAAAUGACGUGGCCUAUCUCAACUACACGGCCCGUCCCGGUAUGACAACGAUCGCAUACAUGCCUCCGAUUCAAAGGUGGAUUCUGACAAUUGCCGACAGCCCUUUCGACUUCCGCUUUGCAUACGGGGUUCCUAUAAUGGUCAACGGAGUCCAACCGAGUUCCUCCCCUUAUGUGGUCUGGUCAUCCGUCGGAGGUCCGAAUGGCACCAUUAUCGUCAGCGACGCGGAUAACAGUGGUGUCUUCACCAACCGCGCGAGCGGACAACCUGAUCAGUGGGAAUUGCACGAAACGCCGCAACCGCCAGCUUACAGUCGCAGUCUUCAUAUUUUUUCCAAGAAUCCUGACCAUUUGAUGCUCCUGGGUGCUGGUGUGUUUGGAGGAACCACGAACCUGCCGCUGUAUUUGAGUGUCGUUAGUGUCUCGGAUACCUUGAGAAAGCCAAGUGGAAAGUAG